CAAUUGGGUUAGGUACACAACUUUAGGAGGUAGAUAGGUACCUAGGUAGGUACCUAAUCUAGAGGUACGUGUAGCGAUCAAGUACCUCAGGUACCUACAAUAAUCAUAAACGUCGCAAUGCAUUCAUCAACUUAAAUAAAUUCUAUACCAGGUAAAUUAGAAAGGCUCAUUUCUUCAGCUUUCGGUUUUUUUUUUUCAAAGUCCAUAAUAUCUCGUCGCUCCUUUUCCUAGGUUAUGUACCCAAGGUAAACAUGUCUUCUACAGCUUUAUCUUCGCAGCAGUUAGGGGCCUUAGUCGACAUCCUCGUUCAUCACGAGACUUACUCGGAAGCCGAGAGCUUUAAGUAUCCCGAAUCUAUCGAGAAAUAUGGCUAUCCGUUUUGCCUCCAAACGAGUAAUGGAGGUAGAGCUGGAGGUAGAGCUGGAGGUAAAGAUGGAGGUAGAAAUAGAGGUAGAAAUGGAGUUGCUAAAUCAUCAUCUCCAUUGCUGCAGCUGCUCCUUACCAGGCUAAUUCUUCCCAUCCCCGGUGUAAGAGAUCUACCCCCAGAGUUUUGGAGUACCAAGUUCCGAAGUAUAAUGAGAAGAUUUGGCGAAGCAGACCUGUCAGAAAGCUACGAUAAAGGGACGUUAGGAAGUAGGAAACGUCUAGCGUCGGCCGCCUCAGUUAUCCAUGAAUGCAUCACCAGGGGCUUAUUAAACGGCAUACCUAAUGAUGAGUUACCAAACCUGCAGAGCCAAUAUGACGCCCGUAAAGCAGAAGACAUUUCUAAAGCCUGGGAUGAUGUUGUCCAGCAUUUGGUCUAUGGGAACCUGAUUGACGAGUUAUUUGAUCACUUUACAAAGACUGCAAAUCUCGAGGAUCAUUCGCCAGCGGUUGAUGCUGCCGUUAAUUUCGCUAUCAUCUAUAUUGCUACGUUUCUCCACCACCUUUUUGUUCUUUCAGCAGAAGGCCCCUAUUUACUCAAGUUGAUCAAUAACAUCCAUGGCUUGAUCCCGUACUCAGUAAUCGGUCAAACACUGCGCGUUGGGAAUGCCGGAACCAUGAUUAAUGCUAUGGUGAGAUUAUUCUUAGCAAAAGUCAGUGUCGGCGCCAUUUCGAAUUGGCUUGGAUUGACGCAGAAUGCUUCAGAUGGGAUGAAUCUCUUACAAAGGAUAAUAUCUCUAGUGUUAGAAUGGGAUACCGGAGAAUUUCGUAAGGCAAUUGACAAUAUCAAACGAAGCAAAGAUGGUCCCAGCGAAUCGUGCCUAGCCGCAAUCGAUGAACACCUACAGGCAUCUCGGGACCAACACGAAUCGUCUCGUGAAUUGAGCAAGCGGGAUGGAAAGUCCAUAAUCGUGGCUAUUUUGGCGGCCAAGGACGAGUCCUUACUAAAAUCGCUUACAGAGGAGCAGCAUGCUCAAUGCUUACAAUAUUACUCAGCUCAGCUUGCGAUCAGAGAUAGGGAGAAAAUUACGGAGGUCCUCUGUCGCCAAACUCCCGACCUAACUACGACUGUUAUACGGGACGUGGUAUCAGUCUUCGAACCUAUGAUUCGGGACAUCCAUAAGAAUGUGGACAUACGGAAACAUCUCAGUUCCGUCGAGAGCUUUUUGACGGACUUAAUAGAGACAAGCAAGCCGAAGGUACGAGAAAACGGAAAAUUACAGAACAGCACUGCGCCGCCAUCCGUUGAAGACUACGUUGCUUUAUUGAAACGGAACCGCCACCUAGCCUAUGAGUAUCUGCAUGACUUCGCGGAUGGCUGUCCUGACUUGCGGAAGACGUGGUUGGACUGGGCUAAACAAAGUCUAGAAACUUUUCGGCGAACUCGUAAAGGCAAAGGUCUUGGCGAGCCUGGAGAAAUAUAUAGGAAUCUACAGGACCUAUUUAGUGGACUUCCGCCCGACCAGCAGACUAGCGUUAGGGAGUCCAUCAAUGAUCACGUCAAGUAUCUCUCUACAUCAGAGGAAGUAUCAAUUAUGCGGAUGCAGGAUAUUAUAGAUGUCCUCGCUGCUUACGAAAAGAAGGAAAUGUGUGGGAGUAUGGGUGGACCAGGAGUAUACAUAACGCGCUGGCACUGCCUAUUGGACGAGACCAUCGUCACACCAAACACACCCAACGGUCCGCCCAGGAGGGGAAAAGAUGUCAAGGGAUUAAAGGCCCUUGGAAAGACAGAGGCCAUCGCGAAAACUGAGGCUUGGGAUCCGGAUGCUCUGACGCGACAGGAAGAGCAGGCAUGGCCCGAACCCCCUGAUGUGUCAAUCGUUGUCAACACACUUGGCCCUCAAUUCAAAACUCUAAUUGCUGACAUCGCCAGCGCAGGUCUACCGUGUAAGUAGAAACGGUACCGAUUCAGAGGCUUACUAGGGGAGUAAGGGAGGUGCAUAUAAGCGGGAUAUAAUAUGGGUGGAAGUACCACUGAAGACUAAAGGAGUAAUAUAACAAGGGCAUAAACAUACAGCGUAGGUGUAGGAUAAUUGCAAUAAUAUAAUUAGAGGUUAUCUUGCAUUAGACAUUGAAGACAAAAUGCGCUGAAAGAUAUGGCUACCUAGAGUGGCUGUGUCAUGACGAGAUGUGAUGGCUGACGCAAAUG
Daldinia caldariorum is the source of this 2572-nucleotide messenger RNA. RefSeq lists its product as uncharacterized. Gene Ontology annotation, molecular function: phosphatidylinositol binding. The transcript has 2 exons. The annotation marks the transcript as partial. The record is from RefSeq and is a predicted model, not a curated record. NCBI's taxonomy places the organism in Eukaryota, Fungi, Ascomycota, Sordariomycetes, Xylariales, Hypoxylaceae.